CAAUUGUAAAGUACCUCCCCAUUCAGAUAAUUAACCAUCAUGGCGGGAGGAGGAUUUGUAUCAGCUUCAGGGGAAUCCCACUUUGAGGCAAAAAUCACGUUUGCCGUCAUAAUAUCUUGCAUAAUGGCUGCCACCGGUGGCCUUAUGUUUGGUUAUGAUAUUGGAAUUUCAGGUGGUGUCACAUCAAUGCCUAGCUUUCUAGAAAAGUUUUUCCCUGAGGUAUACAGAAAGAUACAAGAUCAUGGUGUGGACAGUAACUACUGCAAAUAUGACAAUCAAACUCUACAAUUGUUCACAUCCUCUCUGUACCUCGCAGCUUUGGUAGCCACCAUGUUUGCCUCUUCCGUCACCAGGACGCUAGGCCGGAAGCAAACUAUGUUGAUUGCUGGCAUUUUUUUCAUCGUUGGAACUGUCUUGAAUGCUGUAGCAAAUAGCUUGCUACUGCUAAUUGUUGGCAGAAUCUUACUUGGUUGUGGUGUUGGUUUCGCCAAUCAGGCUGUGCCAGUGUUUAUUUCUGAGAUUGCACCCACAAGAAUUCGUGGAGCACUUAACAUCAUGUUCCAGCUUAAUAUCACCAUUGGAAUUCUCAUAGCAAACAUUGUCAACUACUUCACAGCAAAGAUUGAAGGUGGAUAUGGGUGGAGGAUAUCAGUGGCUUUGGCAGGGAUUCCAGCAAUAAUGCUGACAUUUGGGUCCCUCCUGGUGCAUGACACUCCCAACAGUCUUAUUGAGAGGGGUUUGGAGGAUGAAGGGAAGGCUGUGCUAAAGAAGAUUCGUGGUGUGGAAAAUGUUGAGCCAGAGUUUCAGGAGAUUCUUAAAGCCAGUAAAGUGGCUAAAGCGGUUAAGAAUCCCUUCCAAAACCUCCUUAAGCGCCACAACCGUCCUCCAUUGAUCAUUGCCGUUAUGAUGCAGGUCUUCCAACAAUUCACCGGCAUCAAUGCGAUCAUGUUCUAUGCUCCAGUGUUGUUCAGCACCUUGGGAUUUAAAAGUGAUGCUUCCCUUUACUCAGCCGUGAUCACAGGAGCUGUGAAUGUGCUAUCAACCUUGGUGUCUGUUUAUUUCGUGGACAAAGCUGGUCGGAGGAUGCUGUUGUUGGAGGCCUGUGUCCAAAUGUUUGUGUCUCAGAUGGUGAUUGGCACAGUGCUUGGGUUGAAGGUCCAAGACCACUCAGAUAGCUUGAACAAAGGGCUCGGGGUGUUGGUGGUGGUCAUGGUUUGCACCUUUGUGGCAUCUUUUGCAUGGUCUUGGGGACCACUUGGGUGGCUCAUUCCGAGUGAGACAUUCCCACUUGAGGCUAGGUCAGCGGGGCAAAGUGUUACCGUGUUUACGAACAUGCUCUUCACAUUUAUUAUUGCUCAAGGUUUCUUGUCCAUGAUGUGCCACCUCAAAUUCGGGAUCUUCUUUUUCUUCUCCGCCUGGGUGCUUGCCAUGGCCAUAUUCACAGUGUUGCUAAUUCCAGAGACUAAGAACAUACCCAUAGAGGAGAUGACAGAUAAAGUCUGGAGAAACCACUGGUUCUGGAAGAGUUAUAUGGAAGAUUAAUUUUUGCAAAUUAUAUAAGUAGAAUACUCUCUUUAAAAAAAAUACCCAUUACUUUGAACACAUUGCUGGCACUCAAAAGAAAAAGUUAUUACAUAAUCUAAAACUAUUAUAAUUUUAAUUAAUCUUUCCCCAAUACAUAGUUGUAAAUAUUUAUCUUCAACUAUGUGCCACGUAGAGAUUAAUCCGACUACAUAUAUAUGUAGGGUCUGUCUCAGGUUUUCCAUUACUUUGCAUCAUUUUUCUUUUCUUUUCUUUUUUCUUUCAGAGGCCUCACUUGAAUUGUAUGUAUUUGGCUCAA
Molecule: messenger RNA, 1840 nt
Organism: Glycine soja
Lineage: Eukaryota; Viridiplantae; Streptophyta; Magnoliopsida; Fabales; Fabaceae
Product: sugar transport protein 13-like
Exons: 5
Coding region: 40-1542 (500 amino acids)
Biological process (GO): monosaccharide transmembrane transport
Cellular component (GO): membrane
Molecular function (GO): monosaccharide transmembrane transporter activity
Source: RefSeq, a predicted model, not a curated record